Messenger RNA from Paramacrobiotus metropolitanus, 1722 nucleotides. Its product is annotated as peroxisomal biogenesis factor 19-like. NCBI's taxonomy places the organism in Eukaryota, Metazoa, Tardigrada, Eutardigrada, Parachela, Macrobiotidae. The record is from RefSeq and is a predicted model, not a curated record. Gene Ontology annotation, cellular component: peroxisomal membrane; peroxisome. Gene Ontology annotation, biological process: protein import into peroxisome membrane.
AGAACACCAUUGACUUUUGUAUGAUAAUGAUUAGUUUGGUUACCGGCGUACCGCCAUAAUUUUAUUACGUACGGCCGGGUUGAUUUAUUAAUACAAAUCCAGACCAUUAUGGCGUAUUGUACGCUGGUUGGAAGAAAUGUGUGAGUAAACUGUCGCUUGUUUACAUGAAGCCGCAAUAAUUAGUACAGUAAAAUAAUUAUCGGUUGACGAUUUUGAAAAUUGUGAAAUUUGCAUUACUGGAAAGGAGACGCUUUUCAAGACACUGGACAGUGGACGGCACUGAUGAAUACACAGCCAGCCACUUAUGAGUAAAUUGUAUGAGUGCUUAUGAGUAAAUUGUUAAAGCAGACAUGCCACCACCGGGCAGCAUCUACAACGACCGUUUAACUACUCCAGGGUUGUUCUCACCCAUAUCGCACGUUUGGAUUAAUAUCGAUAGCGAUAACGGAUUAAAAAUUUUAAUAUGACAAUUUUAUUCGCUAAUAACUACCGAGUAGUUAGUGUGUUACUGACUUACUGUAGUUUCUUCCUUGAAAGCUAAAUUUUGCCCAAAAACACCAUCAGCGCACCAUAAAUUUUCCCAUUGUUUGAAAGUAUGGCAAGUGCAGAUCAGACUGCACCACCUCUUGAUCUGGACGAUCUGCUGCAGCAGACCUUGGCUGACUUCGACAAACCCGAUCUCCUUCCCAGUGAAAAAUCUCUCCACAAUCCGUCCGCUCCUGGUGCCUCCCAUCCCACGCCAUCUGCAAAAUCUCCCCACCCCCCUACUGCGCAUCCACCCCCACUAGCCGAUGACGAGGAGAAGUUUUUCCGUGAAACCUCCCAGGAGAUCAACGAGAUCCUCACCUCCAUCGACCAGGAAGAUCCCGCGCUAGCUCAACAACUCCGCACCCUCACCGAGUUCGCCAACAGCGUCCACAAGCCCGACGAGCAGACCGCCAUGCACAAUUUUACCCAGUUCGCCUCGCUCUUUAAGGAAACCCUGCAGACCAUCAGCACCCACACGGGACUGCAGUCGGACGAACUGGUGGAUGAUGAUCUGACGGAUAUCAUGGAGAAUUUGGAUAAAUUAGCCAUGGGUAAGGAGAGCGGGGCGGGUGCGACCGAGGGGAUUCCCGAUGUGGUGCAGUCGAUGCUAUCGAAAUCUGUGAUGCUCAGUUCGUUGAAAAAGUGCCAUGAGGAGUAUGCGCCGUGGAUUGCGGACAAGCGCGGGACACUGGCGCCGAAGGAGCUGGAACGGUGUGAAGCGCAGUUAACGCAAGUGGGCGCCUUGAUUGCCGAGUAUGAAAAAGCCGAGGAGCCGUGUUAUGCGCGCAUUGUGGAGAUGAUGGCGCGGUUGCAGGAGUUGGGGGAAUUUCCGGAGGAACUGAUGGCGAAAGUUAAUACUAAAGCGUUUGUCGGGGGAACGGAGGGGAAACGGGAUGAGCGGCCGGAACUGGAUGUUCCGGACUGCAGGACCUCGUAAUCUGUUUUUUUUUAUCUUUUUGGUCGUUCAUAUUGCCAGUUCAUAAUUACAAUUCCAGUUCAUUUUUUUGAAUUUUUUGUAGUGGUUGCUUUCGCCGUAUUACGCUUUGGCAUUGUGGUGCACGUUGGCUGCUUUAUUGUAUAUCUGCUAGUCAGAAUCUCUACGAGUAUUGUUGUGUGUAUUAACAUUAUUUACAGUUUACAAGUGCUCGCUGCAUUUACAGUAACUUACAUGAGUUACAGACUUACAGUCAUAAA